Molecule: messenger RNA, 3203 nt
Organism: Bactrocera tryoni
Lineage: Eukaryota; Metazoa; Arthropoda; Insecta; Diptera; Tephritidae
Product: homeobox protein HMX3-like
Exons: 2
Coding region: 840-2477 (545 amino acids)
Biological process (GO): regulation of DNA-templated transcription
Molecular function (GO): DNA-binding transcription factor activity, RNA polymerase II-specific; DNA binding
Source: RefSeq, a predicted model, not a curated record
UUCGUUUGAUCCGUUUGGUUAUUAGUGCGCUGUAGCGACCAUUCCAGAGUCAGUCAGUCGUACAUUAAAAUUAAGCAUCAACAAGAACACUUCAAGAACACAGAAAAAAAAAGAAAUUAUAUAUGUAUGUACAUAUAUGUAUGUAUACAUACAUUGUAUAUUGAAAACGGGAGUAUAAGAAAAAAAUCACUACGAAAAUAUAAUGUAUAGACAGACUUAACGGUAUAGAAACAUAUAUACAUACAUAAGUAGACAUACAUACAUGCAUAUGUACAAACAAGUGCUUGAGUGCGGUGAAAUAUUGUCGUGUCGUGUUGUGCGCAAGUGGCAACAAUAAAUAAAUGAAGCGACUAAUCAGAGAGUAUCUCAAGGAGAAUCGUUUGCUAGAGGUUUUGGCGCAGCGUCGUUUGAUUCGCGCGACUAACUGAUUUGUGAUUUGAUUGAUUUCAAUUUUGUGUCGACUGUCGGCUGUCCGUUGACAGUGCUCAACAAACUACAAGCGUGUUUAGAUGUCGGCAAAUUAGUAGCUGCUUAUAUAUGACUUAGUUGCAACAUUGGAAAAAGAAAUAAAUAUAAAAGAAAUUAAUUUAAAAAAAUAAAAAAUAAUAAAUAAACAUAAAACAAGGAAGCGAAACGAAAUUGAUACAAAAACUACAACAACUACAGUGUUCGAGAUAUUUUUCAAAAUUUAAACCGAACAAUAUUUCGUGUGUGAAAAUUUGUAAAAAAUUGCAAAAAAAUUUAAGGUUUGCAACGCAACACAAACUACAUUUAAGCCGCCGCUACCCAUUUAUAACGGCGCUAAUACGCUUUUGAGAAACUUGUACGCUUAACAGAACAUGCUUUGUCCGCUCACCAUGCGUCCCGCUAGCCCUGCUGAAUCAGAAAUCUCCGUCGGUGGCGCACCCAGCCCACUACCACACCACCAUACACAACACCAACAACAACACCCGCAUCCAACGCUGGCGCAUCCGUCGCAACAUCGCAGCACAAUCGAUUUGCUGCAACAUCAACAAAUCUUAAUGCAACAACAUGCGGCCGCCGCUGCCGCAGCCGCCGCUGCUGGACUGACGCGUGCAAGCGGCGCCGAAGAGUAUUUCCAACCGCUGAAACGCUUACGCAUGUCCAGCGAAAUGGAGGAAACGGCCAUUGGUAAUCGCACACCCAGUCCGGUGCAAACGCACGUUGUUGCAUUGCCAACAACACCCACUUCGACUGCAACAACCGCGAGCCCGAAUACCGCCAAUGUCGGCGCCGGGAAUGCCGUUAGCACUGCCGUCAAGUCGAAUAUUGAGGGUGUGAAAAGUUUUUCCAUUGCCGAUAUUUUGGGACAUGAGAAACGCGCCACAUCCACCUCGCCAACACCGCCGCCACAACCGGCGUCACAACAGCAACAACAUGCAGCUGGUACGCCUACACGCCCCUUGCUGAACGCCAGCAGUCUGCUGCAACCACGCGCCGAGCCGCUGGAUAUGGUGAGUGCAGCGGCGGCGGCAGCCGCUGGCAUGCCACAUCCAAUGCUGCUGCCGGGCGCACAAAUUGUGCGUCCCUGGGAUCAUUUGCUGGGUCCGAUGCCGGUGCGUCCGUUCAUACCAUCGGCGUUGUUACAUUAUGAGCAGCGCUUGGCGUUGGACUAUCAUCGACAGCUGCAGGAGCAUUUCAAUGCUCAGGCGCAGCUGUUGCGCCACAUGGGCAUGGAUAUGAUACCAUCUGAAAGUGGUUCGGAGCGCUCGAGUUCGGCGGCUAGCGAUUGUUGUUCACCGGAAAUCGCACGUUCUUCCGGUGAACCAUCGGCGUCAGCGGGCGCACAAUCAAUGGUUAUGGGUGAACGUGAGCGAGAUCGUGAUCGGGAACGCAUUUCGCACACCUCCACUUCGUCGAAUGGUGGUGGUAAUAGUUUGGGUGGUGGCGCUGGUGGUUCUAGCGGCGACAAUACAGCUACCAAUGGUUCGAGCUCAAAAUCGAAACCAAAUGGUACACCAUUGGACGCGCUCUUUCAAAUGACCACCAAGGACUUUGAUGAAUCUCAAGAUAAAUCCCACUUGGACAUAUUUUCGAACCGCCCACAGCCGAAGAAGAAACGCAAAUCGCGCACCGCUUUCACAAAUCAUCAAAUAUUCGAGUUGGAGAAACGUUUUCUAUAUCAAAAGUACCUGUCACCAGCCGAUCGUGAUGAGAUCGCCGCCGCGUUGGGUCUCUCAAACGCGCAAGUGAUCACUUGGUUCCAGAAUCGACGCGCAAAGCAAAAGCGCGAUAUUGAAGAGUUGAAGAAGGAUUUCGAUAGCGUCAAAGUAUUUUCAGCGCACAAGUCCUUUCUGGAGAAUGUCAACGAUCUUAGCAUAUUGAAGAAGAAACCCAUGCACGAGGCGGAUGCAAUGGUGGGUUUGGCCGCGGCGGCCGCAGCCGGUAUGGUGCCGGUUUCCUCAGCCGCCGCGGCUGCUGCUGCGGCACAAGCCGCGCUAAAUUCACAAAAAUGAAGUAAUCGGCGCAUUGUUGCGCCAUAAAUACAUUUUUUAUACAAACAACUGCAAGAGAGGAAGAGAACAGCAAGAAAAACAAAAAUGGAGAAUCGUCAAAUGUUAUGUGGGUGCUUAAAAGUGGAGCGGCGCGUGUGGCGGCGGGGGUGAUGCAUGCAGCAGUAGAUAUGUGAAAUUAUUGAAAUCUUUCUUCUUACUAAUAGACGCUGCACAGCCACUUAAAGACCGCUGUCAGGCAGUGUGCGCCUCGGUCGGGAAUUAACAAGCACCGACCCACCAACAGCAGCACCGUUUGCUGCGGCAUAUGAGUAAAGCAUUGCGUAGCGUUUAACAUUUUAUCAUUCCUUGCUUUUUGUUCACCACAUCACCACAUGGCAGCGUUUAAUCCACACAACUUUACGACUUCUACAUACAAAACGUUCAACAUUGCGCCUAAUAAGCACCGAAGUUCUCGAAAGCGCCUCGUUCAUGGCGCACGCGGCCGAUUGUGCCCUUUGAUCGUCGUCUCAUAGCGCCAACAUAUGUACAUAUGGACGAGCAUGUAUGAGCAUAUAGAACUAUACAUCGAGAGCCGUCAAGGGCUCAAUGCGGAGCCUGGCUUGCAUUGUUGGCAACAAGCCAAAGUGAAACUAAUGAAAGAAAAUCUCAAACGCAAUUUUAAAUAGAUAAAGCUUUAAAGCAAAAAAUUUUAUGGCAAAUUAAGUAUGGCGAAAAAAUAAAGUAUUG